GAUAACAACUGUUUGUUUGCCUUUCCGGUUGAUCGUAAAGCUUAAAGUAAAAGAAUCGCCACUGAGUCUUCACAUUCACUCCCGCCAUUCAAUGAGGCGCGCUGCUACUCCUCCUCCUCCGCUCCAUCAACUGUCCGUCGCCGUCGCCACAGCUACCGCUACCGCUACCGCCACGACCGCCACCAAUACAUCCGCUGUCAUGUCUUCUCGACCUCCCUACCGAGGUGGCCGGUACGGAGGCCACCGAGGCUUCUCGUCGGAACGGCCAUACUCUGGUGGUAGAGGUCAAUUCGUCACCGGUGAUUCUCAUUUUCAGUCUGUUCGGGAGUCCAACCUAGGGUUCCAGCGAGGAGAGAGAGGAGGCUUUGCGAACAAUGCGGGACGUUAUAGUGCAACUCAAAACCCUAGACCUCCGUCUUUUGGUGGAAAUCAUCAAUUCCGACAGGCUCCGCCUUCCACUCAGAGGCACCAGUAUCGGGGACCUCAUCCUCAUACCCACUGUCAGCAGCCACCGUCGUUCAAUCAAAAUCAAGGUGUUCAUAUGCCGCAGCAAAUUCGACCUCGGCCUCCAAAGCCGUUAGAUUAUCGUCAUUGGGAUUAUGCAAAGACACCACCUCCAUCUACUUGCGAGCGGUUUUCAAUUCUUUCAUACAACAUAUUAGCUGAUUACCUUGCCAUGGAUCACAAGCAAAAGCUCUACCGUCAUAUUCCCGGUUACAUGUUGGAUUGGGAGUGGAGGAAAAAUCAUAUUUUAUUUGAGCUUGGAUUAUGGUCUACUGACAUAAUGUGCUUUCAGGAGGUUGAUAGAUUCCACGACUUAGAGGAAGCACUGAAAGUUCGUGGGUUCAGUGGAAUUUGGAAGAUGCGUACUGGAACUCCAGUUGACGGCUGUGCAAUCUUUUGGCACAUGUCAAGGUUCAAGCUUCUGCAUGAGGAGUCUAUUGAGUUCAAUAAGCUUGGACUACGAGACAAUGUUGCUCAGAUAUGUGUUCUUGAGCAGAGUCAUCGGGAUGAUGGUGACAAUUCAGUUACUCCACCGAUUAGCACAUCAAAUCACAAUAAAGUUGUUAUAUGUAAUAUACAUGUCCUCUAUAACCCUAAAAGAGGAGAAAUCAAGCUUGGCCAGGUCAGGGUUCUCUUGGAGAAGGCUCACGCUAUUUCAAAAAAUUGGGACAAUGCUCCAAUCGUUCUCUGUGGGGAUUUUAACUGUACACCAAAGAGUGCAUUGUAUAACUUUAUUUCUGAACAGAAGCUAGAUUUGUCUGGAUUGGAUAGAGACAAGGUAUCGGGACAAUCUUCUGCUGAGAUUCAUCAACCUUCAUCAUUCUGGCGUAAUCCUCGGCUUCAGACUGCCAAUGGCUCAGUUCCCCUCCAGUCGAGGUCAGAAUCUAGCGAUAUUGAAAGGAAGUCGGAUAGUUCUUUGUCUGACAUACAGAAGCAAGAUUGUUCACGUAGCUGCAUGGAAAAUGAGAAUCUUCCAUCAGUAAACCACAUCUUGCCCCCUGAUAGUUCUCACAUUGUCUUUGAUGCUCCUGAUACUUCUUGUAACGAUCUCCAACUUGGAAUGAAGGGUACCACUCUACAUUCUGAAGGGAAAAAGGAAAGUCAACGUAGUGCUUUGUUUGACCACAAAAAUGGAGGGGAAACAACUUGCUGUGAGAAGACAGAUAGCUUCAACGAAAAUUCAAUCACGUGUGCUAAAGAUGAGUUUACUGUUGGUCAUACCAGUAAAAAAGUUGGCGAACUAGUCUCUCCUUUAGGAACCGACCCUGAACUAGUUCAUCUGAAUGAAACUGAGAGACGACAGAUGGAGAAAACCGAUGCCUCCCAUUUAAUCAAUAAAUCUUCUACAGAUGGUUAUGAGGAUCACAAUUUUGGCAAGGAAAGCAAAGACACUGUUGAUCCUCUUAUCUUAGAUGAUGCACAGCUUUAUUCUCAGACAGUUUGUUGGGAUUCAAAGAACGUUUCUUCUACACCUGCUUGCAAAAAUUCCAUGGCCGAAACUGCCAUAGACUCCUCUGAUGUUGUAACUUUUGACCGCUCAUUUGGCGAAUUUGAGAAGGAAAGCUCCUCCGGUAGGAAUAUUGAAGGUGGCCCAUCAACGGGUUUGCCUGGGAUUGACUCAGAUAUGGAUGAGAGACCAAAGAUUUUCCCUUCAGAUGAGCAGGAUGUAGCUGCGUUAAAUGGAAGCUUAACUGAGGAUGAUCAGACAUUUCUCUCAGCUUUGCAUGGUGUUGAAGAUCCCUUUUCAUCCGAUAUUCAUCAUUCUGGUAUUCAUCGAAACUUGGUUCCACCACCCACUGGAGUUGAAGAUGAUUUGUUGCCAGGAUUGAAUACCAAGUCUUUUGAAGUUGAAAAUGUUACUCAUGAUCGCUCAUUAUGGACUCCAAUGGAAAUAGAAACUGCUACUGGCAAUGCAGAUAUUACUCUAAUUGAACACUCUCUAAGGCUUAGAAGCACAUAUACAGAAGCUGAGGACCUCUCCGGGACCAGAGACUUGAAUGGGGAACCCCUGGCAACUAGUUACAAUAGGUGUUUUCUGGGCACUGUCGACUACAUAUGGCGUUCAGAAGGUCUUCAGACGGUUAGGGUGCUUGCCCCCAUAAGAAAACAAGUCAUGCAGCAGUUGACUCCUGGAUUUCCUACAAAGAAAUGGGGCAGCGAUCACAUUGCCUUAGCUACUGAAUUGGCAUUUGUAAGGAGUCGUGAAGAGUGAUACCGUGAAUCUUAAGAAGCAAAUGAUAAUAAGUGAAUAAAUAAUUUCCCUUGUAAUUGGAGUUUUUUUAUUUGAGGAACCAAACUGGUUCCAAUGGCACCAGCCUGCAGGUGCAGUGUGUUGAGUUAGAGGAGAUAACAGAGCCUAAGAUGGUGAGUUUUUUCCCUAAUUAUUAUUAUUAUUAUUUUAUUUAUAGAUGUAGUUUUUCACCAA
Molecule: messenger RNA, 2929 nt
Organism: Benincasa hispida (wax gourd)
Lineage: Eukaryota; Viridiplantae; Streptophyta; Magnoliopsida; Cucurbitales; Cucurbitaceae
Product: DNAse I-like superfamily protein
Molecular function (GO): 3'-5'-RNA exonuclease activity
Source: RefSeq, a predicted model, not a curated record